AUGAGGGGGUGCACUUCUCUCAACGCAAAAAAUGCAAGAAAAGGAAAGAAAAGAGCAGAUUCUCUUUGCGGACAGGUAGACAGCCAACUGGACAUUUGCCGUACGAUUCUUUCAUCUUCAAGGGUGUCUCUUAUAGGUGUACAUUUAUGUCACGGACUUUCUUACCCAAUAAGUUCACAAGGCAAAUCUUAUUUUGACAAGCAUUAUUCAAAAGAACAUCCACUAAUCCCUCAUGGAUUGUCUGUUGUUUGUACAGCGCCUGCCGAUUUUUUAUUUACAACAUGUGCAGAUCCUAAAAGACAUUUGGAAGCAAGUCAAUUGUUGGGAUCUGAUUUGCCGAAUACAGCAAGUCCUGAUACAAUCGCAAACGUUUUGGCCGAUCAAUUACGUUCGUUUAUGUCAGAUUUUGGAUGUCCAAACGGUUUAAAACAAAUGGGUUUUGAUAGAAGCAAUGUAAAUAAAUUGGCAGAAGCAGCACUGAAUUCAUUCCGUUCAAAUCCAAUUUCACCAAGAGAAAUUGAUUUUGAUUCGGUUUCUGAUAUUUAUGAGAAGUCAAUAAAUGUAUAUUAG
This is a messenger RNA of Meloidogyne enterolobii, 570 nucleotides long. The record is from the annotation of a GenBank genome assembly. Lineage: Eukaryota; Metazoa; Nematoda; Chromadorea; Rhabditida; Meloidogynidae.